Messenger RNA from Diospyros lotus (date-plum), 1870 nucleotides. RefSeq lists its product as uncharacterized. Gene Ontology annotation, cellular component: cytoplasm. Gene Ontology annotation, molecular function: nucleic acid binding. Lineage: Eukaryota; Viridiplantae; Streptophyta; Magnoliopsida; Ericales; Ebenaceae. The record is from RefSeq and is a predicted model, not a curated record. The coding region runs from base 190 to 1653 and encodes 487 amino acids. Gene Ontology annotation, biological process: methylation. The transcript has 6 exons.
ACGGCGCAACGAAGCGAGGGCUUUGCGUUUUGGACUUUGAUAGGAGCAUCUGCCUCUUCUCAUCUGCUCCCGCCGCCGUCUCCGGCGGUUGCCAGCGCCGCUUCUCGCCGGCUAUAUUUCAUUAGUUCAAAGCGGCUGAAUUCGUUCGUCAUCUGGCUGGUGUCCUAAGACGAAAACAGUGGGAUAAUCAUGUGGUAUCUUUGCGUGUUCUACCACAGAUUGUUGGAUUACCGCAAGCCCGAAGUCGAAUCUCUUGCCGAGCUCUUCGGCGCCUUCGACCGGAGUGAUGGCGAAAGCAAUGGCCAUCGACAAAAUGAGUCCCUGCAAUGGAGGCUGCCUCAGCAUCACCACCCGGAUUCUCCAUUUCAUUUCGUCAAUCUUCCUUCGGAGGAUGUCGCACGCAACAUCGCCAACCGAAGUAUACUUGUGAAGGGAAUUUAUGAACUCUGGGGAGAAGGAAGUACCUAUGAGGAGCUGGAGGAGGCCAUAAAAGGUUAUCCAGAUGAUCGGAAGUUGCCAUACUUGACUUCUGAUAGCACAUUCAAGAUUACUGUUGACAGCUUUGGAAAGGUCAUCAGCUUUGAGGAGCAAAAAGAUCGCAUCCAGGGUCUUUCUUACAUCCCAUUCAAGGGUCGAGCAAAUUUACGAAAUCCAGAUCAUAAGUUCUGCCUCAUGGAAACUGAUGACUAUGGAAAUAAUAAUGGGCUUCCGCCCAUUGUCCAUAGGAGAUUAUUUUUUGGUCGAGAGGUGGGUGCUGCUGAUAGGAAGCUCUUGCCCACCUAUCAGUUAAAAAGCCGUACAUAUCUUGGCCCUACAGCCAUGGAUGCAGAGAUGGCUUUUCUGAUGGCUAAUCAAGCAUUGGUCACACCAGGGAAACUUGUAUAUGAUCCAUUUGUUGGCACUGGGAGCAUUCUUAUUGCGGCAGCUCAUUUUGGAGCAAUGACAAUGGGUGCAGACAUUGACAUUAGGGUGGUACGUGAUGGCCGUGGACCUGAUUGUAAUGUUUGGAGCAAUUUCAAGCAGUAUGGUUUACAGAUGCCACUUGGUUUGUUAAGGGCAGAUAAUAACCUUCCUCCUUGGCGUCCUGGUUUGAAGGAGGUUUUUGAUGCCAUAAUCUGUGACCCGCCUUAUGGGGUUAGGGCUGGAGGCCGCAAAUCUGGUGGUCGUAAACUGUUGAAAGGGGCUGUGGAUCCUUACACCGUUCCUGAUGAUAAGAGAACAGACCACAUUCCAUCAACCGCUCCUUACUGCUUAGCCGAGUGCGUGCAUGAUUUGCUUCACCUUGCUGCUAGAAUGCUCGUGAUGGGAGGCCGCCUCGUGUUCUUCUAUCCUGUACUACGAGAAGAUGACACACUUGAUGUGAACUUCCCGGAGCACCCAUGUUUCAAAUUGGUUGCUUCUUGUGAACAGAUGCUAAGCCUACGGUAUAGCCGGGUACUACUCACCAUGGUGAAGAUAGGACCAUACACCGAGCAAAUUACAGAGUCGGCUAGGAUCAAGCAUUUGGAUUUCAGGGAGAACCAUCUGAAAUGGCUAGAAGAUGGCAAUCUUCAUUCUGCAGUCUUCAGCCCUGCUGAUCCCGAGAUUGGCAGUGCAGGUGAUACUAAAUUUAGUAAGGACUCGAAGCCCAAGUAUAGAGGAAAGUACGUGUAGCUCCAGCUUUAAAAAUGCUUGUCUGCUUAGGUUUUGCAUUAACAGUCAUUGAUAUGUACACUUACUCAUGGUCGAGUUUUAGUUAUCGCUCGCCAGCCAUUUAUGUUUUCAGUCUAGGGUGGUUCAUCGGUCAUAAAUCUUGCUGUGUCUGACCAUCUGUAACUUAUUUCGAGUCAGUAAAUGAUAAUGGUUUCUAAAUAUAUGCUCUUUUCAUGUA